ACUUUUGGCAAAGGUAAAGCUUCUCAAAGCCAUAACUUUGGCUUUCCCUUUUCUCCAGUGAGAAAUUUGUCAUCAUUUUAGGAUGAACGGCCUCCAACCUCCUCCGAUUCCGGCAGCCGGAUCCACCGGCGAUGUGGGUCUGGUUAGAACUUACAAGUCAUGGAAAGCCAACAAUAUAUUUUGUCUUCAGGGGAGGCUUAUAUUUGGACCUGAUGCACGGUCUCUUUUCCUCACUAUUUUCCUAAUUGUUGCUCCAAUUUCCGUUUUCUGUGUCUUUGUGGCAAGAAAGCUGCUGGAUGACUUUCCUGUUCACUAUGGAAUAUCGAUUAUGACCAUUGUUGUAGUUGUCACCUUAUGUGAUAUAAUUUUUCUUCUACUAACCUCAGGAAGAGAUCCUGGUAUAAUUCCACGAAAUUCUCACCCUCCAGAACUAGAAGAUUAUGAAGGAAGUAGUGAAGUUAGGGCUGGCCAAACUCCACCUCUACGCUUACCCCGCCAAAGGGAUGUGGUUGUCAAUGGCAUAACUGUGACGAUCAAGUACUGUGACACCUGCAUGCUGUAUAGACCUCCUAGAUGUUCUCACUGUUCAAUAUGCAACAACUGUGUGGAAAGGUUUGACCACCACUGCCCUUGGGUUGGUCAAUGUAUUGGACUGCGGAAUUACCGGUUCUUCUUCAUGUUUAUCUUCUGUACAACUCUUCUUUGCUUAUAUGUACAUGGUUUUUGCUGGGUGUAUAUCAAGAGAAUCAUGGAUAGCGAGCAGAGUACCAUCUGGAAAGCAAUGGCCAACACUCCUGCAUCCAUAGCGUUACUGGUCUAUACCUUCAUUUCAGUUUGGUUUGUUGGUGGUCUAACUGUCUUCCAUUCUUAUCUAAUCAGUACAAACCAGUCUACUUAUGAAAACUUUAGAUAUCGGUAUGAUGAUCGUUCAAAUCCAUAUAACAGAGGGGUGAUUAAGAACUUUAUGGAGAUAUUCUGCACUGGUAUUCCUCCAUCAAAGAACAAUUUCAGGGCAAAGGUUCCAAAGGAGCCCAUGGUUCCACCUAGAACAAUAAGUGCCUUUUUCAGUCCAAACAGGGGGAAAAUCGUUGGUGACAUAGAAAUGGGAAGGAAGCCAAUUUGGCUUGAGGCUGGAGGAGGGGCAAGUGACUAUGAAGGCCAACUCAGUGAUGAUGGCAUGGGAAAGGAUGAUGGUUUAGUUGAUGUAUCUCCUGAUUUAAGUAGAAUCCUUCCCCCAGAGGGGACAGAGGGGCGUGGUGUCUUGCUUCAGACUAAGCAAUAUAGUCGCGGAAGGACUAGUGAAAGAUGGGGAAUAUCACCUGAGAUUCUUCCUUUAUCCAGACUUGGCGAAUCAAAGCGAGUUAAUGAUGGUGGUGAUUGAACCCUGACAAAGGAGAUUCAAUGAUGUUAAACAGCUCUUCAAAAUGUAAAGGAAAUAUAUUUACUUAUAAAAAUGGGAUUGAAACGAGAGGGAGGAACGGAGAAGUGUUGUAGGUUUGAACUGAAUUUACUGGGGACUAAGGUGUGUUUUAGUGUGUGAGACAUAACUCUUUUUUUUUUUCCCCCUUUUUCUGGGAUACACGCUGCUGUAUUCCUCCCCAAAAACAUUUUUUGUGAGUUUUUCUACGAAUUUCCAGCCUAUUCAAUACAUUCAACUUCCUGUU
Messenger RNA from Rubroshorea leprosula, 1664 nucleotides. The record is from the annotation of a GenBank genome assembly. NCBI's taxonomy places the organism in Eukaryota, Viridiplantae, Streptophyta, Magnoliopsida, Malvales, Dipterocarpaceae.